Gigantopelta aegis is the source of this 1049-nucleotide messenger RNA. RefSeq names its product phospholipase A2 phospholipin-like. Gene Ontology annotation, biological process: arachidonate secretion; phospholipid metabolic process. The transcript has 5 exons. NCBI's taxonomy places the organism in Eukaryota, Metazoa, Mollusca, Gastropoda, Neomphalida, Peltospiridae. Bases 69 to 800 code for a protein of 243 amino acids. The record is from RefSeq and is a predicted model, not a curated record. Gene Ontology annotation, molecular function: A2-type glycerophospholipase activity.
UUUGUACCUAUCGUUUUCCAUACAAGCUAGUUAGGGCAUACUUCUGAACUUGUGCAAUAACCACCAACAUGAAAGGCUGUGUUUUCCUGCUGUACCUCUGCAUGACUGCUUUGCCAGUUUGGUCAACUAAGAUUUAUUUUACCGAUGGCGAAAAUGCUUUGCAGUAUGAAGUGGACGACAGCAAAAGAACCGUACAGUCCUGCAACACGGUCCCGGCAAGUGAUGUUGAUGAAGAACGGGAGAUCAGAGACCCCAAUGUUGUCAUACAUGAUCUGACUUCAGACCAUCUCACCUUGAUUGCAAGAGAGUGUUCAAGACAUACCAUAGAUGCUGCUCAAGAGUUUACUCGAGUAAAAAGAAAAGAAAGCCUUUUAAUAUAUAAAGGCACCAAGUGGUGUGGUAUAAGCAACAUCGCCGCCCACGACAACGACCUGGGGGAGAAGAAGUUCACCGACGCCUGCUGCCGUACUCAUGACAAGUGCAAACCAUACCUAAAAGCCUGGGCCUGCAAAGGAAGCUUCUGCAAUGAUUGGUUUUGGAGUCGAUUUGAAUGCAGUUGUGAUGACGCAUUCUUCAAAUGUUUGAAGGCUGCUGCCAAAACACACGAGAAUACCACAGCCAAUGAUGUGGGUAGCUUGUACUUCGACAUAAUGCCAAACAAGUGCUACCAAAAUGGAACAAUUAAGAAGUGUGUCAAAACAGGAUGGCUGGAUUUGGGCUGUGAGAAAUAUAAAGCAACGUAUGGAUUACACUGGAUUACGCGAAAAACCAAAUUUUGUCCUGAAAAAGGACCCUGUUAAUAAAAUAGUUUCACUACAAAGCUGUACAAAGUUAACAAUACUUUAGUUAUGUAAGCCUGAUUUUGUUUUCCGAUUACUUUUAAACAUUCACUUUAGUUUAAAAAUCACAGAGCUUAUGACAACUUUGCUCCUAAACAUAAGCCUUAUAUGAUGCAACCUAUUAAUCUAAUUUGACAUCUAGUCUUAAUGAGUGUCCUAAGUUGACUACAUUGUAACAUGUUUCUGAAUAAAGGAGCCUUUCUAUUGACU